AAUUUAGUAAUUUAAUGUACUCUUUCCAAACCGAAUAUAGGUCCGCGGUUCUCAACACAUGAUCUCCCUCGAGGCAGCUAAGAAACCCUAAAGCACUUUGGUCUUGGAGGCGCCUCCGCUGAUCAACUCUUUGCUUCCUAUACGCAACAAUGGUGCGAGUUAGUGUUUUGAAUGAUGCUCUUAAGAGCAUGUACAAUGCUGAGAAACGUGGGAAACGCCAGGUCAUGAUCAGGCCAUCCUCAAAAGUGAUAAUCAAAUUCCUCCUUGUUAUGCAGAAGCAUGGUUACAUUGGAGAGUUUGAGUAUGUUGACGACCACAGGUCUGGUAAAAUUGUUGUCGAACUUAAUGGAAGGCUAAACAAAUGUGGCGUUAUUAGUCCUCGUUUUGAUGUAGGCGUCAAAGAGAUUGAAGGCUGGACUGCAAGGUUGCUCCCCUCUAGACAGUUUGGUUAUAUUGUGUUGACAACUUCUGCUGGUAUCAUGGAUCAUGAAGAGGCUAGGAGAAAGAAUGUUGGUGGUAAAGUACUUGGUUUCUUUUACUAGGCUGAGUUUUUGCCCGAAAUGAUCAAAAUUUUCUGCUUGAGGAGUUGUUUGGUGUAUUUCGAACUUUUUUCUUUAAAAAUUAUAGGGUAGCUCUUAUGUUUCAUUUGAUUGACGGCUUUUCUUUUUGGCCCCUAUCGUAACUUUGAUUUUGUGUUGACCCCUAUCGUAAAACUACUGGUUUGCUUUA
Juglans microcarpa x Juglans regia is the source of this 729-nucleotide messenger RNA. RefSeq names its product 40S ribosomal protein S15a-1. The record is from RefSeq and is a predicted model, not a curated record. Gene Ontology annotation, cellular component: ribosome; cytosolic small ribosomal subunit. Gene Ontology annotation, molecular function: structural constituent of ribosome. Bases 150 to 542 code for a protein of 130 amino acids. Lineage: Eukaryota; Viridiplantae; Streptophyta; Magnoliopsida; Fagales; Juglandaceae. Gene Ontology annotation, biological process: translation. The transcript is spliced from 4 exons.